AUGCUUUUAGUUAUUCAUAGUAUGCUUUUCAUUACGCUCCUUCUGUUUCCAAAGUUGGUGUUCGGCGGCCUGCUACAUCCACAGGAAUGGGAUGACACAUCAAAUGACGGAGAAAAAUGUUUCUCGAUGGACCUUAUUAAUAAUAAUGACCACUAUUUAGCUGAGAUUGAAGUAGGAACUCCCCCUCAGAAACUCAAAGUAUUAUUUGACACAGGUUCAGCUGAUCUAUGGUUCCAGAGUUCAGAUAAUGAAUACUGUGCUGCUUCCUAUCCGCAAGGCGAUAAUAGUACCAACACUAACGAUAAUGAACAAAAUAUGGCUAGCUUCUGUUCAUCUUCAAGGACAUAUAAUUUUCAGCGUUCAUCCACAUUCACUCCUACAGGCUAUAAAUUUUUUAUAGACUACGUGAAUACAUUUUCUCGUGGAAUUUGGGCCAAGGAUAGGUUAGUGAUCGGUAACGCAGAUGUUAGCGGCUUACAAUUUGGAGUUUCCAAUAUAUCCAACACAACUAUUAAUGGUAUUCUAGGAGUUGGAUACGAACGUUUAGAAUCAGUUAAAGGUUAUUCUGGUGCUCCGAACAGAACUUACCCUAAUUUACCGAUGUUACUAAAGGAAAGUGGUAAAAUCGAUAAAGUUGCAUAUUCUGUAUUCCUGAACCAUUUAAAUUCAAAUGUUUCAACGGUAACAUUUGGUGGCGUCGAUUCAGAAAAGUACACUGGGGAUUUGUAUAAAUUUCCCUUAGUCAACAUUUACAAAUCAAUUCCUCGCCCUAGUAAAUUUCAUAUCACUUUGCAGGCUCUAGAAGUUCACGGAAACUACUCAUCUUUGAACAAGACUGUUUCAAACACACCAUUACCUGCACUAUUUGACACCGGAACCAAUGGUAUGGUAGUUCCGCCUAAUGUUGCGGAAAACAUUGCCUCCACUAUACAUGCAACUUUUGAUGAGAAGUUUAGUCUUUAUCUAUUCGCCUGCCCUGCAGAAGAAGAUGACACUAAGCUUGUGUUCGAUUUCGGUGAUAUUCAGAUCGAAGCUCCAUUGGCCAACUUUAUUGUACCAGCUGCUGAACUAGGUACAGAGCAAUGUGGUGUUGCCAUAAUACCUGAGGAUGGAACUUUUACUCUUGGUAUUCCUUUUUUGAGAUCAACGUACGUUGUGUACAACUUAGAAGAUUACGAGGUAGCAUUAGCGCAAGCUAAUUGGAAAUGGGAUGGCAAAUCAAAGAUUACACCGAUUAUUAGUAAUAUUCCAGGUGCUACUCAAGCUACAGCGACCCCAUGGAAUACUAAUAUGGAACAAUCUACCGACAGCAUUUCUUCGACGUUUGGAAUAACUGAUAUUUCACCUUCUACUAUGUAUCCAACUGGAACUCAGACGACUACAAUUUCCGAUCAUAUCACAAAAUACACAGUAGAGCCCCUACACUCACCUAAUACAUUAACUUUUACAAAUAUUUCACCAACUUUAACCUCUCAAGUUUCUACAGUGUUUAUCGUGACAACCACCGUAACAGCAACUACAACAAUUACACUGUCGCAUUGUCAGAAAAGAAUAUGA
Messenger RNA from Eremothecium cymbalariae DBVPG#7215, 1557 nucleotides. RefSeq names its product aspartyl protease BAR1 (gene BAR1). Bases 1 to 1557 code for a protein of 518 amino acids. Lineage: Eukaryota; Fungi; Ascomycota; Saccharomycetes; Saccharomycetales; Saccharomycetaceae. Gene Ontology annotation, molecular function: aspartic-type endopeptidase activity. Gene Ontology annotation, biological process: proteolysis. The transcript has a single exon. The record is from RefSeq and is a predicted model, not a curated record.